Molecule: messenger RNA, 1745 nt
Organism: Talpa occidentalis (Iberian mole)
Lineage: Eukaryota; Metazoa; Chordata; Mammalia; Eulipotyphla; Talpidae
Gene: KLF1
Product: KLF transcription factor 1
Exons: 4
Coding region: 195-1274 (359 amino acids)
Biological process (GO): regulation of transcription by RNA polymerase II
Molecular function (GO): RNA polymerase II cis-regulatory region sequence-specific DNA binding; DNA-binding transcription factor activity, RNA polymerase II-specific
Source: RefSeq, a predicted model, not a curated record
CGGCUGGAGGAAAAUGAAUCCAGGAAACCAGGCCAGACCGCGAGGUUUCCUCUAAUAGGGAGCUGUGUGUGUGUGAAGGGCCUGCAGCCAAUCAGCUAAAGUCAGAGAGGAGCCUUCCAAGGGGCCAUUAGAGCUUCAGAGUCCACGAGGCUGCUGAGGGAGAGGAGGCCUGAGGCCCAGGGUGGGCACCAGCCAUGGGUGCCGCUGAGACUGCCUUGCCCUCUAUCAGCACACUGACCACCCUGGGCCCUUUCCCAGACACGCAGGAAGACUUCCUCAAGUGGUGGCGCUCUGAGGAGGCACAGGACUUGGGUCCUGGCCCCCCCGACCCCACCGGGCUGCCCCUCCACGUGAAGCUGGAGUCAGAGGAUGCACCUGUGGAGGACCAGGACGAAGUUGAGAGGGAAGAGGCCACCGCCUGGGACCUGGAUCUCUUCCUCACCAACUUCCCCUACCCAGAGAGGGUUGGUGCGUCCCAGACCCCGGGAGAAGGCUCGGGGCCACAAUUCCCGCAGCAGCCCGAGACUCUGGGUGCCUAUGCUGGUGGCCUGGGGCUAGUGGCUGGGCUCUUGGGUCCCCAGGGACACCCAGGCUGGGCGCGCCCAGCCCCAAGAGUUUCAGCCCCCGACGCCUUUGUGGGUCCAACCCUGGUCCCGACCCCCGAGCCGAAGGCGCUGCCGCUGCAACCGGUGUACCCGGGACAGGGUGUGGGAACCCCCGGCAGUUACUUCCCGCGGACCGGGCUUUCGGUGCCUGCGGCACCCAGCGCCCCCUAUGGGCUGGUGUCUGGGUACCCCGCGCUGUACCCGUCGCCUCAAUACCAGGGGCACUUCCAGCUCUUCCGGGGGCUCCGGGCUCCCGCGCCCAACCCCGCAGCGCCCGCCUCCUUCCUAAGUUGUCUGGGGCCCGGAACAACGGGUGUGGGACUCGGGGGGACCGUAGGAGACCCAGGAGGGACAGCCGAAGUCGCACCGUCCAAGCGCAGCAGGCGCUCCUGCGUGCGCAAGCGGCAGGCGGCGCACACUUGCACGCACCCGGGCUGCGGCAAAAGUUACACCAAGAGCUCACACCUGAAGGCGCAUCUGCGCACGCACACCGGGGAGAAGCCAUACGCCUGCACUUGGGACGGCUGCGGCUGGAGGUUCGCGCGCUCAGAUGAGCUGACCCGCCACUACCGGAAGCACACCGGACAGCGUCCCUUCCGCUGCCAGCUCUGCCCGCGUGCUUUUUCACGUUCUGACCACCUAGCCUUGCAUCUGAAGCGUCACCUUUGAGUCCUGUCCAGCCACUUGGACCUUCCUGUGGACUGAGGAUAGAACAAGAGCCGAUCUAUGAGUGUGGUUUUCCUUCUGAUGGACACUUGCCUGGAAACGCUGCCCCUCAGAACCACAGAUCCCGCCGCCUAAAGAUUGAGGACUGACCCAUAGACCUGGGGAGCCUCCAAAAGAAGCUCCCACGUGUCCUUAGACACAUAGUCACACAGAAAUGUCCAACGGUCAUGCAGACACAGCGAGACAGACUUCCAAAUGAACAAUUCAGAUAGACAUUCAGACUUCCGCCAGAGAGACACUCCGCUGGACCCUUAGACCAGCUCACAGGAGGCCCUGGAAAGUGGGAGGGUUGUGGGCUGAGGCCUCCCUGGGUCCAGAAGGGGCUUCACACUGUGACUUGCACAGUGGCUGCAGUCCGCUGUGAAUGGUUAUUAUGGGUCCUGUAAAAAUGCCCUCCCAGAUAAAGCUUCAGUG